This is a messenger RNA of Thamnophis sirtalis, 1143 nucleotides long. The record is from RefSeq and is a predicted model, not a curated record. NCBI's taxonomy places the organism in Eukaryota, Metazoa, Chordata, Lepidosauria, Squamata, Natricidae.
AAUGGAACGACCGAAGAGGUGACAUCCGAGGAGGAAGAGGAGGAAGAUAUGGGUGAAGACAUCGAUCUGGAUCAUUACGACAUGAAGGAGGAAGGCCCUGCUGAAGGGAAGAAAACGGAGGAUGACGGUAUCGAGAAGGAGAAUCUAGCCAUUUUGGAAAAAAUCCGGAAGAAUCAAAGGGAGGAUCACCUAAACGGAUUUAUUCAGUGGAACUCGUGAAUGACAGCCUGUACGAGUGGCACGUGAAACUUCUAAAGGUCGAUCCUGACAGCCCGUUACACAGCGAUCUCCAAGUCUUAAAAGAGAAAGAAGGCGUGGAAUAUAUUUUGCUCAGCUUCUCUUUUAAGGAUAAUUUUCCGUUUGACCCUCCGUUUGUCCGAGUGGUCUCUCCAGUACUCAGCGGAGGGUAGGUCCAAUCCUUUUUUUUUUAAUCGGUCAUCAUUCAGAAAUUACAAAUCUGUUAUUCCUCUUUCUCUUCUGGACAAUUAUGGGUGCAGCUUCUUCAAUAUUUCCUCGGAAGCCUCCGAGUAAGAGAAUAGUAAGAGAAGUGCUAGUAGUUGUGUAAUCUAAGGCUGAAUGUCAAGAAUAUAUAUUUUUGUGGCCAAUCAUUCCUGAAUUGGGCUGUCGCCAGUCAAUCUAUUUUCUCUGAGUAGGAAACAUUUGCAUGUGAGAUAUUAAAGGGAUUCCUGUUCUAACUGGAGAGAUAUACGAAAAAAGAGUUAAAAGGCUUACAAUUUUAAUCAAGACUUCCUGCACCGCCCGGUGCUUAGCUACCUUUUGUAACUGUCUUUCUGCUAAAUUAUUCUCAGAGCGAAUAGUUCAAGCUAUUUGCCAAUUCCAAAGCUGAUUUUACAGCUUUGAUGGUCUCCGUUUCCAAACUGCCACCUGCAAAAUGGAGAUAGUGCAAGCAAAUAGACAAUAUAUAUAUAUAUGUAUGUAUGUAUGUAUGUAUGUAUGUAUGUAUACGUACAUACAUACACACACACACACACACACACACACACACACAUUUCCAAAUUAACUUUAGAGCCUUGGGCUCCUGUCUCCAUAGGUUUAACUAAGAAAGUCUAACUUUAAACAUGACUUUAACUACCCAUUUCGGAGAAGGCUAGUAGACUAGUGCAAAAUCAGUAGUUAAAGUCA